Messenger RNA from Dipodomys spectabilis (banner-tailed kangaroo rat), 2341 nucleotides. RefSeq names its product docking protein 4 (gene Dok4). The transcript has 8 exons. Gene Ontology annotation, biological process: cell surface receptor protein tyrosine kinase signaling pathway; positive regulation of MAPK cascade. Gene Ontology annotation, cellular component: cytoplasm. NCBI's taxonomy places the organism in Eukaryota, Metazoa, Chordata, Mammalia, Rodentia, Heteromyidae. The coding region runs from base 337 to 1416 and encodes 359 amino acids. The record is from RefSeq and is a predicted model, not a curated record.
AGCCGGAGCCGAGCCCCAGCCGCCGCCGCCGCGCCUCCCUCGCGUCUCCGCCCGGAGCCCGGCGCCGCCACCGCCCAGCCGCCCCCGCCGGCCGCCAGCUGACGCGGGCAUGAGUGUGUCCCGCGGCCCCGCCGGCUCGGGCCUCGGAGCGCAGUGGUGAGCGGAAAGAGCUAGAACAAUGCUGAGGUAGGCCAGGUGAGGAGAGCCCGGACAGACCCAACCCGACUGAGCAGAGCGUCUGGAACAGGUGAUCGGAGGAGCCAAAGGCCAGGCCACCUGGGCGCCCCUCCCAGCCUCCUGGGCCCAGCCCCGCAUCCCAAACACGGCCGGGCAACCAUGGCGACCAAUUUCAACGACAUCGUCAAGCAAGGCUACGUGAAGAUGAAGAGCAGGAAGCUGGGGAUCUACCGGAGGUGCUGGCUGGUGUUCCGGAAAUCCUCCAGUAAAGGGCCCCAGCGGCUGGAGAAGUACCCAGAUGAGAAGUCGGUGUGCCUCCGAGGCUGUCCCAAGGUGACUGAGAUCAGCAACGUCAAGUGUGUCACCCGGCUCCCCAAGGAGACCAAGCGGCAGGCAGUGGCCAUCAUAUUUACUGAUGACUCAGCGCGGACCUUCACCUGUGACUCAGAGCUGGAGGCAGAGGAGUGGUACAAGACCCUGUCUGUGGAGUGUCUGGGGUCACGGCUCAAUGACAUCAGUCUGGGAGAACCUGAUCUUCUGGCUGCAGGGGUGCAGAGUGAGCAGACAGAUCGUUUCAACGUCUUCCUGCUGCCCUGCCCCAACCUGGACGUGUACGGCGAGUGCAAGCUGCAGAUCACCCACGAAAACAUCUACCUCUGGGACACGCACAACCCCCGCCUGAAGCUGGUCUCCUGGCCCCUGUGCUCCCUGCGCCGCUAUGGCCGGGACGCCACACGCUUUACCUUCGAGGCUGGCCGGAUGUGUGAUGCGGGAGAAGGGCUCUACACCUUCCAGACACAGGAGGGGGAGCAAAUCUACCAGCGGGUUCACAGUGCCACCCUGGCCAUCGCCGAGCAACACAAGCGCGUCCUGCUGGAAAUGGAGAAGAAUGUGAGGCUGCUAAACAAGGGCACUGAACACUACUCGUACCCCUGCACACCCACCACCAUGCUGCCCCGCAGUGCUUACUGGCACCACAUUACGGGUUCCCAGAACAUUGCCGAAGCCUCAAGCUAUGCAGGUGAGUCUCUUGUACCCAACAUUGGUAGAGGGCAAAGGCCUCCUGGGCAGGGCUCUUCUGCCCUGGUAUGGAGUUCUGAGCCUGCUUCUGUGCCCACAGGUGAGGGGUAUGGGGCGGCCCAGGCCAGCUCAGAAACAGACCUCCUCAACAGAUUCAUCUUGCUAAAGCCAAAGUCCAGUCAAGGGGACAGCAGCGAUGCCAAGACCCCCUCACAGUGACAGCAGGGCUGGUGGGCAGCGAAGACUGCUAGGCCACUGAUUACAGGGCUGGCUGCAGCCCCCUGUGGAGAGCUUCCCGGGGUUGUUGGCCAAGAGCCUGAGAAGGGGAGCCAGGAGCUCCCACCUCACCCCUAGGGUGAGGCUGGACCAAGGAAAAGGGCUGGCCAUACCACUUGAGCAUGUGAGGGGCUGGAGCUACCAUGAGACUAUAUACUUUUAAGGAUUUUAAUAUAUAUGGCUUAUGACAUUCUAUAUUAAUGAGAUUUCCCCCUCUACCCUUCCCCACCAACACACAUUCUUUAAGCCCAUGACCAGACCAUGGUCAAAGCUGUUUUUGAGGGCAGCUGUGUCUGUCCUCCACGGUACCUAUCACUGCCGCCCAGGACCUGAUGGAGCUGCUGGGACCAGGGAGGCGACAAUCAGAACUCAAAGCUGGCACUGCCUACUGGCUUUUCCUAAGCAGCCCAGGGACCAAUACAGCAGGUGGCUUCUGUUCCUUCUGUUCCUCUGGCCUCGAGUGGCACAGGAAGGCUUUGACUUCCGUUGUGCCACUUAGCAGCUUUGCACUUGGAGUUUUAAGCAGAGGUGACAUCUGGUUGGGCCUCGUUAUUUCUGCACAGGCUCCUUCCUGCUCAGUAGGCCAAGAUGCCCUGGGGGAAGGGGUGCCAAUUACCUCAGAGGUGCACGAUGACUGGGGCUUGUUCCUGCCCGGGCUGGGCCAGGCAGGAAGGCCACAGCAAGAGUGCUAUGGGGAGCAGUCCUGCUGCCCCCUCACGGGCAGCGGUGGACAGCACCCCAAGCAGAGUCCCUUGCCCUGGGCUUGGUCAUCCUGUGCUGGAAAGCUCAGAAUCCAGAGACUCUGCUAUCUCCUCCCUACAUGGUGCUGAGGCUCCCUGCUGAAAUGCAAUUAAAGCAAUUGAUUUUC